AUGGACGGCUCUCGCACCCCCAACUACCAAGCCCCGCCCGAGUAUGGCUACUACGAUGACGAUUACCCGCCGUCGCCCGAGCACUACUCGCGCGCAGGUUCGUCGAUGCGCCUGCUGACCCAUGGCGACCCCCACGACUACAGCCCGUUAGUACCCCCCAGUCCUUCAGCAGCGCUACCGCCACUGGAGCCCAGUCCUCUCUCGGGAGCACAUUCCUCCCAGCCCCGGGGACCUGGCUUGACCUUCGGGUCUCGCCCUCCGCCGGGUGCCCCACCAACUCAGCAUGCCGAAGAUCCCAUGGCGGACUUUUUGCGCGAGGCCGAGCAGUCCCUGUCCAAUUCGCAACCGCAGCAGCCCGACCCUGCGCCAGAGUCUUCUGCCUUCAAGCGCGGCACCGACAAGAUCAAGAAGACGAUCAAGCUGAACGUCAAGCGCAAGCCUGCCGCCAAUACACAAGGCUCACCAGAACAACUUGACAGGCCGGCCCCGCAGUCCUCAUACGAUUCGUCAAUCUAUCCGUCCACCACCUCGCUGCCGCUUUCGAGAGCUCCCUCUAUCCUGGACACCGCACCGCACAUUCCUCCGCCUGACCUCGACGACGCCUACAUGCCUUACCGUGCUGCCACCCCGACCAACCGCGCCGGAUCGCCGACGAGACCCUGGACCCCUUCCAUCCGGCCCCCUGCAUCCAGCGCUGCCUAUGAGCCUCUCGACCUGAACGGUAGUCCACGCCCUGGCACGCCGUCGUCCCGCUACGGCGGCAGCCCGAAACGCCCACUGCCGCCCCAGCCACUCUUUGCUGGCGGUCGUCCGAUUUCGAGCGAUUCGAAGCACAGCGAAGCUACCAUUGCUAUUGACAACGACGAUGUCUUUGGCGCUGACGGCGACAUGGGCUCGAGGCCCGAGCUCCACCCAGUGGACUCGUUCAACAGCCACUCGACUUUUACUGACGAAUUCUACGACGAGAAGCACAUGGGUCCAGCCCCAAGCCCCGGAAAGCAGGAACGACGCGGCGCCCGUCAGAAACGCGUGGAGAAACGAGAAGUCCGCCUUGUUAAUGGCGAGCUGAUCCUCGAGUGCAAGAUCCCCACUACUCUCUACAGUUUCCUUCCCCGCAAGGACGGGAGCGAAUUCACCCACAUGCGGUACACUGCUGUGACGUGCGAUCCCGAUGACUUUGUCGACAAGGGUUACAAGUUGCGUCAAAAUUUUGGCUCAACAGAACGUGAGACGGAGUUGUUCAUCGCUGUCACCAUGUACAACGAGAACGAGAUUGACUUUACCCGCACUAUGCAUGGCGUCAUGCGCAACAUCUCGCAUUUCUGCUCUCGCGCAAAGAGUAGAACCUGGGGUAAGGACGGGUGGCAGAAAAUUGUCGUUUGCAUCAUUGCAGACGGCCGUCAAAAGGUGCAUCCUCGUGUCCUCGACGCUCUGGCGGCCAUGGGCUGUUACCAGGAGGGUAUCGCCAAGAACACUGUCAACGACAAGGAAGUCACAGCCCACGUCUACGAAUACACCACCCAGGUAUCUCUCGAUUCCGACCUCAGAUUCAAGGGUGCCGAGAAGGGAAUUGUUCCGUGUCAGAUUGUCUUCUGUUUGAAAGAGAAAAACCAGAAGAAGCUCAACUCCCACAGAUGGUUCUUCAACGCUUUUGGCCGCGCCUUGAACCCCAACAUCUGCAUUCUUCUCGACGUUGGUACCAAGCCAGGUUCGAAGGCGUUGUACUAUCUUUGGAAGGCGUUUGACACGGACUCGAGCGUUGCCGGUGCUGCCGGUGAGAUUAAGGCUGGCAAGGGCAAGGGUUGGCUGGGUCUUCUGAACCCGCUGGUCGCCUCUCAGAACUUCGAGUACAAGAUGUCUAAUAUCCUGGACAAGCCACUCGAAUCGGUUUUUGGUUACAUUACUGUCUUGCCGGGUGCUUUGAGUGCCUAUCGGUACCACGCCCUGCAGAACGACGAGACUGGACAUGGCCCCCUGAGCCAAUACUUCAAGGGAGAAACGCUCCAUGGUCAAGAUGCGGACGUUUUCACGGCGAACAUGUACUUGGCCGAGGAUCGUAUUCUCUGCUGGGAGCUGGUUGCCAAGAGAAGCGAAAGAUGGGUCUUGAAAUACGUGAAGAGUGCGACUGGAGAGACUGAUGUGCCAGAUGCCGUUCCCGAGUUCAUUUCCCAGCGUCGCAGAUGGCUGAACGGAGCGUUCUUCGCUGCCGUGUACUCUCUGCUUCACUUCAGGCAAAUCUGGGCAACAGACCACACGCUCUGGCGGAAGAUUCUGUUGCACGUCGAAUUCGUCUAUCAGUUCGUCAGCUUGCUCUUCACGUACUUCUCUUUGGCCAACUUCUACUUGACAUUCUAUUUCAUCGCCGGCUCUCUCAGUGACCCCAAGCUGGACCCCUUCGGACAUGGCAUGGGUCACGUAAUUUUCCAGAUCCUGCGAUAUUCUUGCGUCCUCUUGAUCUGCAUGCAGUUCAUCCUGUCCAUGGGAAAUCGUCCUCAGGGAGCGAAGAAGAUGUUCCUCUUCUCUAUGAUUGUGUAUGGUGUCAUCAUGAUGUAUGUGACGUUCGCGUCAAUCUACAUCGUUGUCGACCAGCUGCGCGAUCCAGACACGAAGUUCGAGCUCGGCAACAACAUCUUCACCAACAUGAUUGUCAGCACAGCCAGUACGAUCGGCCUGUAUUUCCUCAUGUCGUUCUUGUAUCUGGAUCCCUGGCACAUGAUCACUUCCUCGGCCCAGUACUUUGCCCUGCUUCCCGCCUACAUUUGCACACUUCAGGUGUACGCUUUCUGCAACGCGCACGACGUUACGUGGGGUACCAAGGGCGACAAUGUGCAAAGCCGCGACCUCGGCCAGGCCAAAGGAAGUGGUAACACGGUUGAGUUGGAAAUGCCCUCGGAGCAGCUCGACAUUGAUUCCGGCUACGAUGAGGCCCUUCGCAAUCUCCGCGACCGCAUCGAGGUGCCCGCGCCGGGCCUCAGCGAGAGUCAGGCCCAGGAAGACUACUACCGCGCCGUCCGUACUUACAUGGUCGUUGUGUGGAUGAUCUGCAACGCCAUCCUAGCCAUGGCUGUCUCGGAAGCCUACCCGGUUGGCGAGGUCGGCGCGAACUUCUAUCUCAAGUUCAUUCUGUGGAGCGUCGCUGCGGUGGCACUGUUCCGCGCCAUCGGCUCGAGCGCAUUCGGCGUCAUCAACAUCAUCCACAUGAUCGCCGAGGGCCGGUUGAAGUGGCGUAAGAGGUCUAGCAGGAGCAGCAGCAGUCCGAAGACGAAGUUUGGACGCACCAGCAAGUUCACCGGCUGGCUGCCGAGCUUCGGCACGCCAAGCUGGGUGAGUAGCAGCGGCAGUUGGGUGAGCAGCAAGGCAAGCAGCGUGGGAAGCCGCUUGAGGAGGUAA
This is a messenger RNA of Lasiodiplodia theobromae, 3390 nucleotides long. RefSeq names its product Chitin synthase. The transcript has 3 exons. Gene Ontology annotation, molecular function: chitin synthase activity. Gene Ontology annotation, cellular component: cell periphery; cell septum. The record is from RefSeq and is a predicted model, not a curated record. The coding region runs from base 1 to 3390 and encodes 1129 amino acids. Lineage: Eukaryota; Fungi; Ascomycota; Dothideomycetes; Botryosphaeriales; Botryosphaeriaceae.